GUUACACUUAGCGGCCAUCUUGCUGUCAGUCUGUGCGGAAGCCGCUCCUGUGUUCGGUCAUGGCGGCACGGCUCCCGGCCUGUGUGGUGGACUGUGGAACCGGAUAUACGAAACUUGGAUAUGCUGGAAAUACCGAACCUCAGUUUAUCAUCCCGUCAUGCAUCGCCAUCAAGGAGUCGGCCAAGGUUGGAGACCAAGCUCAGAGGCGUCUGAUGAAAGGGGUGGACGACCUUGACUUCUUUAUUGGGGACGAAGCUAUUGAUAAACCGACAUAUGCAACUAAGUGGCCCAUUCGUCAUGGAAUCGUGGAAGAUUGGGACCUAAUGGAGAGGUUUAUGGAGCAAGUUAUCUUUAAGUACCUUCGCGCAGAGCCUGAGGAUCAUUACUUUCUCCUGACUGAGCCUCCAUUAAAUACGCCGGAAAGCAGAGAAUACACAGCGGAAAUCAUGUUUGAGUCUUUUAACGUUCCAGGCCUGUACAUUGCAGUUCAGGCUGUACUUGCGCUUGCUGCAUCGUGGACUUCCCGACAGGUGGGGGAGCGCACGCUGACCGGCACGGUCAUAGACAGCGGGGAUGGUGUCACUCACGUCAUACCUGUGGCUGAGGGAUAUGUUAUCGGGAGCUGCAUUAAACACAUUCCCAUUGCUGGCCGGGACAUCACUUACUUCAUUCAACAACUACUCAGGGACAGGGAGGUGGGAAUCCCUCCUGAGCAGUCCCUCGAAACAGCCAAGGCCGUGAAGGAACGCUUUAGUUAUGUCUGCCCCGACCUAGUGAAAGAAUUCAGCAAGUACGACACGGACGGCACCAAGUGGAUCAAGCAGUACACAGGGGUGAACGCCGUCUCUAAGAAGGAGUUCAGCAUUGAUGUUGGUUACGAGAGGUUUUUGGGUCCGGAGAUCUUUUUUCACCCAGAGUUUGCCAAUCCAGAUUUUACCCAGCCUAUCUCUGAAGUUGUGGAUGAGGUUAUCCAGAACUGCCCCAUCGAUGUCCGUCGGCCUCUCUAUAAGAAUAUUGUACUUUCUGGAGGGUCGACCAUGUUCCGUGACUUUGGGCGCCGUUUGCAGAGAGAUUUAAAGAGGACGGUAGAUGCCAGACUGAAGCUUAGUGAAGAGCUGAGUGGAGGACACCUGAAGCCAAAGCCAAUCGACGUUCAGGUUAUUACCCACCACAUGCAGAGAUACGCUGUGUGGUUUGGAGGCUCUAUGUUGGCAUCCACGCCUGAAUUUUACCAAGUGUGCCACACAAAGAAGGACUAUGAAGAGAUUGGGCCCAGCAUCUGUCGUCACAACCCGGUGUUUGGGGUCAUGUCAUAAGCAGCUGCAUCAAGGGCUGUCCGAUUUCCACACGAUUGGGGAGCUUGAGGUCAUGAUUUUGCUUAAAGCGCUCCCUGUCUGAGGGGCCUGAAGUGCAGAGCACAGACCCCAGAAGGACACACUUCAUGCCCCUCUGACUUAACCCUGUGUCUAAGUAUCGCCCCCCAUUGAAUGAAUAAAGUAGUACAGUGGGCUUGCCUUCUUUCUGUGCUCUCAUGUUUUCUGCUGCUGGGCUUAGUCUUCAGCCUUCUGAACAUAUAUUGUGCAUGUGUGGGUUUGGCAGAGCUGUGUGUUACAUGUGAAUACAUGUCGUGCUCUACAAGCAGACAGAUGAGUGCGCUUGGUGGAAUAUGGUACACAUGAAGGCCAGGAUUAGAUUGCUGGCUUUUGAACGGUUGUCUUGGGACCAAUGUGCAGCUUUUGUUUUCUCCUCAAGCCCCAGCGGUGGCUCCAGAACUCGAUGCUCUCUCUCUAUCCUCAUCUCUUCUGCUUCUGCUUUCUCCAGACUCGGAACUCUCUGGUUAUUCAUAUUUGUUUUAAGAAUGAUUGGGAUCUGCAGUUUUGGUCAUUUUUGAAUAAAGUAAUUGGCUAAAGUUUUAUUUGUGAAGCCUAAAAUAUUGAAAUAAAGACCUAAAUCUUUGUA
Spea bombifrons (plains spadefoot toad) is the source of this 1959-nucleotide messenger RNA. RefSeq names its product actin related protein 3 (gene ACTR3). Gene Ontology annotation, molecular function: actin filament binding. The transcript has 12 exons. Gene Ontology annotation, biological process: Arp2/3 complex-mediated actin nucleation. Bases 60 to 1316 code for a protein of 418 amino acids. Gene Ontology annotation, cellular component: actin cortical patch; Arp2/3 protein complex. NCBI's taxonomy places the organism in Eukaryota, Metazoa, Chordata, Amphibia, Anura, Pelobatidae. The record is from RefSeq and is a predicted model, not a curated record.